Lactuca sativa (garden lettuce) is the source of this 1428-nucleotide messenger RNA. The record is from RefSeq and is a predicted model, not a curated record. Lineage: Eukaryota; Viridiplantae; Streptophyta; Magnoliopsida; Asterales; Asteraceae.
GGUAUUUCCCGUACGGAGCUAAUGGAGUACUUGCUGGAUCUGCAACCGUUUUUUUUUCUCAUAUGUUGGUUUUGAUGCAGUAACCAGCACAACAGAAGAGGUGAAGAAUCCUCAGAGAGAUUUACCUAUUGGGAUAGGGUAUAUGCUUUUAUCGCCUCUGCUUUUGCUAAUUAUGGAAUGAAUGGAGCAGUAUACGUUAUAACAAUCGGAUCUGUUACUGCUCUAUGUGCUGCUUUAAUCGGUGGAAUACUUCCUCUAAACCCUCAAAGCUAUGCAAUAAAGAAAGAAUUAUCUGGUUCCCAUAUAGAGAAGCAUAUAGAAGAGGUCAAAGAGUUAUCAGACUACCAAAUGAUCUGGACUGAGGAAGAUGGUUUCAUCUUGAAGCCUCUUGAACCUGGAAGGUUGAUGACAAAGUAUUAUUUGAAAUUUGACACGAUAAACAUCCUGGAUACAAUUAAGGAGGAAUGAGAAUAAGCUAUUUAUUUUGGUAAAUGAUUGUUUGACUGGAGAUCCUACAGUCCAUGACUUAUCUCUUACCCAGGUCAGAUUUUUCAAAUUUCUAAUGGAGUAAUUUACAUUUUUGGUUCUGGAAUAUAGCUGAUUUUUUUUUUAAUUUGGCUCUUAUUUGAGGUUUUGUAACGUUCCAAGUAAAAUGACUGUUUUGGGACCAAAAUUUGCAAAACUCAGCUAUAUUCCAAAAAUAUAGUCAUUUUACUUGAAAUUUUGUCCUGGAGUAUAGCCGAUUUUUGCAAUUUUGGUCCCAAAAAUAUAGUCAUUUUACUUGAAAGAUGGUGGAAUAAAACUUGAAAAAACCUGCUAUACUCAGGGACCAAAUGGUAAUUUACUUUUUUAUCUAUAUCAUAUAACAUUAAAUGGCCUACAAGAUACGAACUCCGUUUGUUCAAAUGGGUGUCGGAUUACAAAAUGAAUGAAAGAGUACUUUAUAUAUAUAAGGAAUUACAAAGGAGCUUUGAAUUCACGUCUUUUAGCAAAAUCUUUGCAUCAAAAACUCUGGGAAGACAGUCCAUAUCUUCUUAAACAAUUACCAGGCAUUGGUAUAGUGACAGCAAAGGUAUUAUCUUUUUUUAAAAUUUCAAAAUCUAUACAACAAAAUUACAAUUUUAAUCUUUGUAGUUUGUAUACUUCACAGUUAAUCUUUAUUUUUAUUUUUUUAUUUUUCUUUAUUUAUUUACUUUUUUUUUUUAAUGUUCAGGCCUAGAGUCAUUUGAGACACUUUCUGAAGCAGACCCAAGGAAAAUAGAGAUUGUUACUAGUAGAAAGUUCUCAUUUGUUUCUUUUUUACUUAAUGCACAAAGCAUGUCUUGAUAUAGGUUAAUUGAAGGGGAGGGUAAAAUGAUCAUUUAUACAUAUUCUGAUAGUCAUUUAGUAAUUUUGAUAGUUUUUAUAUUAUAAUGUCUAGUUGUAUCA